Lichtheimia ornata is the source of this 2742-nucleotide messenger RNA. RefSeq lists its product as uncharacterized. The transcript has 6 exons. The record is from RefSeq and is a predicted model, not a curated record. The coding region runs from base 1 to 2742 and encodes 913 amino acids. Gene Ontology annotation, cellular component: cell tip; microtubule cytoskeleton. NCBI's taxonomy places the organism in Eukaryota, Fungi, Mucoromycota, Mucoromycetes, Mucorales, Lichtheimiaceae. Gene Ontology annotation, molecular function: protein binding. Gene Ontology annotation, biological process: signal transduction; establishment or maintenance of actin cytoskeleton polarity.
AUGUCAAAAGUUCCAGCAAUCAAUACCCAAGUCCAACGUCAACGUGCUUCCCAAUUCACUUCCGAAUCAGCACCCGGGCCACUUGACCAAGACAAUGUAGCAUUGCAUAAAGACACAACACUUUACGAGCAAGACGAGCAAGAUGACUUGGACGAGGAAGACGAAGACGACGACGAUUCAACGUUCACUUCUUCUCCCAGUAUCCCUGACGAGAAUAUCAAUUUCGACUUGGUGUACGCGUUACACACAUUCGUAGCAACCGUAGAGGGACAAGCAUCCGUUUUCAAAGGAGACGCCCUGACAUUGCUGGAUGACUCCAACUCAUAUUGGUGGCUCGUUAGCGUUCUCAAAACAUCCGAAGUGGGUUACAUCCCUGCCGAGAAUAUUGAGACUCCAUUUGAGCGCUUGGCACGACUUAACAAGCAUCGUAAUGUCGAGGUGACUGCAAUGGAUCAAGCAGUGCAUUAUAUUCCUCAAGCAUCCAAGAAUAGCACGGCGACUGGUAGCAAGAUGCCGAAACGAAGGGUGACCAUGAAUAAGGAUUUGAAUGUUCAAGUACAGAUCAUCUUGGUGGGUGAUGAUGGAGAGCAACAAGUUGGAGAAGCAUACGAAGAAUGGGAGGAAAGCAUGGUGACCGAAUGCAGUGAUGAUGAUGAUGACGACGACGACGACAAUGAUUUUGAAAGCAUGGAUGAAAAGGAGCAAGAACAAGACGACAUCGGAGUUCAUCAUGAUUCUUUGCAGCACCGUGCCUCACAUCAGGAGAGUAGUACCACAACCGCAACAGCAGCAUCGGUGUCACAGCAACAAUCAUUACCUGAUAGCAACACCACAACAUCGUCUAAUUCUUCUACCUCAUCCACUUCUACGCCACCUAAUGCAAUCUCGACUCCUUCAACAAUCAACAACAACAACAAACAGCCUACUUCAGGAACAACAACAACACCAGUGGGUUCAUUAUGGCGACUAUUUUCUCGGGGCAAAAAGGAUAACAAUAUCAAGCCCAGCUCUGUUAUUCCCGCUCGUGUCUCAUCGGAAGAUGCCGAUAGUGGAUCCGUUUCUUCACUUGCCUCUUCGGUCAUAUCCGAAGAUAGAACAGCCCCUCGCAACCAUCAUGCAACAAGCAGCAACAACAACAACAACCAACUUGCUGUCCUCCGUGUAUUUGCAGGAAACGUCAAUGUAGGGGCCAUGUAUCACUCCAUGCUAGUUGAUGAGAAUACCAGUGCCGAGCAGUUAUUGAUCCAAGCUAUGGAACGCUUUCAUAUUGCACAAAUUGAAAACAAGGCUUCAGGUGGUGGACGAUCAUCCUCUCGUACUAUUACACCUACCAAUGGUAGUGGAGUGGAAUAUUAUUUGACAGUCAAGCCCAUGAAUGGAGAUGAAGUGACAUUGGCACCACAAGAUAAACCAUUGGCCAUCUUUCGCUCUAUGACUGAUCAGCUGACAACACCCAUGCCAUCAUUGGCACAUGUCAAAAAGUUCUCCCAGCAAUUUGCAUCAUCGACUUCUUCCACUGAUUCUCGAAGAUCGACCUUAUUACAUCAGCGACAGCAACAACAUGGCAGCGGAGAAGAUUCCAUUAUUCGAUUCUAUUUGCAUAAACGUAUUCGACGAGUCAACGAACGCGAAGGCCAAGUGUAUGUCAAAGUGUCACUGUAUACCAACAACACCAACAAACAAGGCACCACCGCUACCAGCAACAACAACAACAGCAGCAGCAUCCCAUCAGCAUUUUCAGCAGCCAAAAGUUUGAGGCGUAAAAAGGUUGAACCAAGUGAAGCUGCUCGAGAACGCAUUGACAAGUUGAUUGCCGUAUCAUCCACUGUGACGAUUGCUGAUCUCACUGAAAUUGCUCUUGACAAGUUUCAUAUUGUUCCACAUGGAGACAAUGAUCAUUAUCGCAUGGCAGUUUCAACACAACAUACCCAAGAGAAAUCACUCAAUCCUUCCACCAAAGUGAUCGAAGUCUUGCAUGAUGAUGCACCUGGCAGUACCCGAGACAAUGGAGAGAAGCUCUUCACACUACGAAAGAUGCAUGGCCCAUCUCGAUCAUCCUCUCGUGAAGGACAACAACGAUCUUUACAACAUGCACUCAAGACAACAACAACAUCACGAGUAAGCAAUCAUCAGCAAGGCCGGUCCUCGCCCAUUCCUGUUACUCAACUUGAUACCAAAAUACGCGAUGUAUUACAACGAGUGGAUUCAGCACUUGAACAACUUGGCCAUGACAAUAACAACAACAACAACAAACGAGCUGGAUCCUCAAGCAAUUCAUCAUCAUCAUCAUCAUCCCCCAUAUUAGCUGUGGCACGUAAUCCCGAAGGAGGUGUGGAUAUGAUCUUGGCGCAUGGUGCCCUUAUCAGCAAACCAUUGGCUCGAAAUCAGACUCAAUACUCAUUACUCGCCAAGGUGCCUGACGAAGAUCGACUGUGUCUUGCUGCACAAAAGGUUGUUCAAUUACCAAGCCAGCGAGCUGUCAGCACUCAGUUGAAACAUGUGACAGAGCAAGAUCUCGAUUCACUUGCACGAUUUGCUACUACCUACAUUGAUACCCAUGAUCGAAGCAAGAUCAGCCGCAAACCCUUGGUGGCUACUACUAGUAGUGCUACUCAAGGCCUUAAUGAGGAUCCCAAUUCAGCACCAUCAUUAGACGUCCUAGGUGGAAACGGUGGACAAAUGUCGAGCAUGGAUGAUUUGGAAAAGGAAUUCCAACGCAUUAUUGCCGCUCAUGCCUUUUAG